AUGUUACGAAUGACUCAGGAUCGACAACGCGGAUGGCAAAAUUUAAUGAUUAAUCUACAAGAUCCAGAACCAAAUAAUGCUGUUGCACCGACACCUGUGCUUCUUCCACACAAAUUAGAACCAUCAAAUAAUAACAAUUCACCAGUUUCCGGUCGGGAAUCGGCUGCAUCAAAACCAUCACCAAUAGUGGAAGGCAAAGGAGGUAAUUAUGACUUUUAUCAUGAUCAAUUAGAUCAACAUGCUCAACGGAUGGUCGAAGGAGAAAGAAGAAUGUAUGAAUGGAGAUUAGGUACACUAUCAAAAAUACAUUUUGCUGUAGGUGAUCAUAUGGCUAAACAGAAUCCACAUGUGCAAAUUAUUCAACAACCCGUUAUAGCUAAUCACAAUCGUCCGUCGCCUGUCGUUAAUGUCGGACGAACUCCUAUUCCGAUAAAAAACGAAUAUUUGGAAAACAAACGUCAAGCACAAUUAAAUAAAGCUCGAGGACAGGGUAUCCUAGGAGGAGGUGCGGCUGCUGCAUUAAAACCAAAUCAACCAAAUGUUAAUAAGUUUGCUGAAAUGAAUCAGAAUUUAGAACAAAUUCGACGAAAAAAUUUGAUAGAUCGUCGCGAUGUUAAAAAAUCAUCUGCUUACGACAAUGUCAAAUCACCACAAAAACCACCAAUUAUCAAACCUGGUACUCCUGUUGAUGAACGAUAUCGAUCAGCAUAUGAUCGUGAUGCUGUGACAGAAGCAGAAAAAAAAAAAGCGCAAGAAGCUUUGCAAAAAAUCGAACCGGUUAACAACAAUUUAACAGAAGUAAUAAUCAAUUUACAAAAUAUUGGUGCAAAACCAAAAAAUGUAGACAAAAAAGCCUACUUACAACAAUUAAAUAAAAAAUGGAAUGAACAAGGUGGACCACAACAACGACAGCAAUGGACUGAUCAUACUGCUGACGUGUCAAUACUUAAUAAAUAUUCUCCGAUGAAUGAUUCAACGGCAAUUCGACCACAGUGGGGUGUACAAGCAGGAACGGUAUUGAAAGUACUUGAACAAGCCCUAGUAUACGAUGCAACAUUAUCAACUACAACAGAUUCGUCAUCACCGUUCAGUUUGAAAAAUGUUGCACAACGUAUCGAUCAACAACGUGAACAAUCUACAGAGAAAAGGAAAAACGACACUUAUGUCAUCAACAAACCAUUAAAGCCAGACAUUCCCAAUAUUAAAUUCGAUGCUGAACCAGAAAAACUAGUGAACACAGAUUUAAUUGUUCAAGAUCUUGAUCGUACUGUUACACCAAAUACAAAGUCAUCAGAGGAGAAAAUUGAUUUGUUUCAAGGUUUAUUCACCGGUCAAUUCGAUGCUAAAAAUAAAAAACUACUCCGAACUGUAUCCAAUCCCGAGCUUCAUAAACUAGUUUUAGUUGAAGAAAAACCUAAUCGCAGUUUAUCGGAUGUUGACCAUGAAGAACAGGAACAGUCUAGUGAACGAAAACUAUCAUUACCGUUGGACAAUAAGAGUGCUAACAAUCAAUCUGAAAUAAAACAAUCAUUAUCAAAUACAAUAAUUAAAUCUGAUCAUGAGCCAACAUUCAUUAUAAGUGGAAGUUCGGAUGAGAGUGAACAUGAAGAGGAGGAAGAAGAUAUGAAAACGUUGCGUGAUACAUUGGCAUCAUAUUUAGUUGAGAAUGAUGAUGAAGAAGACAAUAAAAAUAGUUUAGAUAAACAAACAAAACAUUCAUCAUCUGAACCUGUAAUAGUGACGAAAUCAAAAGAUGUUACACAUAAAAGAAGUGCCAAUAAUUCAAUUACAGCUGAUGAUAUUGACGAUGAUGAUGUUUGGUGUAAUGAAGAAGACGAAGAAAACCUAGUAUUUAAGGUGAAAUUCGAUCUUGAAAAAGAAGAAGAAUUGAGAAAAAUACUUGGAAAUGAAACAUUAGAGAUAGUUCGUGAAGCCUUAAAAAGAGUUGAAGCUGAUACUCAAACCAUUGCCAGUUUAGUUCCUGAAGAUAAACGUCAUUUAUUAAAUUCUGAUGCAUUACUAACAUUAUUAUCCAUGAAUGUUGGUCAAAUAUCUAAUUGA
This is a messenger RNA of Didymodactylos carnosus, 2061 nucleotides long. Lineage: Eukaryota; Metazoa; Rotifera; Eurotatoria; Philodinida; Philodinidae. The record is from the annotation of a GenBank genome assembly.